Messenger RNA from Geodia barretti, 645 nucleotides. Lineage: Eukaryota; Metazoa; Porifera; Demospongiae; Tetractinellida; Geodiidae. The record is from the annotation of a GenBank genome assembly.
ACCGCGUCAGUGUUGUCCACAUUAUCCAGAUGGAUGUGUGGAGCGUUUCUCAAUCCCAAGCCUCUCUGUGGACCAAAACCUUUACUUAUAGUAUGUGUUAACAGAGGCAAAGGCAAACACAACUAACUGACCACAUUCCAAUGCUAGAUUUGCCAAAUCCCAUCUUACACAACUACACAGCAGCACACCGGCUGCACAAUGUUGUAAGAGUCUAUAUAUGGUGUCCUCCUGUGUGCUAAUGUGUGUUGAUAAUUACAGGAGUCGGGGGAUCCAGAGGCAAUGACCACCUUCCUAAUGGGACACACGGGUCAAAGUUCACUUGGAGUCACAUCUGUAGUUCUGCCUACUGUAACAGGAGACUAUGAGAGUGAUGCUGAGUCAGACUAUGGCGACAGUCCACUGUCUCAGGAAGAACUGAGAGCUAAAGUCCAGAGAUCUAUAACAAGACGUGAACAGACAAGGAAGCUGGCUCAAUCUGUGGACUCCUCCCACCCCUCCCCCUCUCACCCUCCCCCCUCCACCGCGCUCCCUGGCAAGACACGAGGUGGAGGGACCACAGACCGCAAGAAACGACCAAUACAGACCAGAUGAGACCAAAAACAGACCACGCACACAGACCACGCACACACUAGCUAUAGCACUGAA